This is a messenger RNA of Doryrhamphus excisus (bluestripe pipefish), 7463 nucleotides long. It is a transcript of the gene hivep3b, whose product is annotated as HIVEP zinc finger 3b. Gene Ontology annotation, cellular component: nucleus. NCBI's taxonomy places the organism in Eukaryota, Metazoa, Chordata, Actinopteri, Syngnathiformes, Syngnathidae. Gene Ontology annotation, molecular function: RNA polymerase II cis-regulatory region sequence-specific DNA binding; DNA-binding transcription factor activity, RNA polymerase II-specific. The record is from RefSeq and is a predicted model, not a curated record. Gene Ontology annotation, biological process: regulation of transcription by RNA polymerase II.
UGGAAGAGGCAGCGAGGGGGGCGGUGCCCACCGGACCUGCCGUGCGGGGUGGUGCGUCGCCUCGGAGUGUGUUUUGCUUCAUGUUUUGUUGUGGCCAUAAGCUGAUUGUGGGCUCUCUGUCCGCUCUGACACCACGGAGGGAAGCCCCCUGACGCCCCCCACACCACCCCUUCGGUGUUCCCUCCUCCCGGACCCGCGGGCUCGGCGAGCGGCUCCAUCACAAUCCAGGAAAUGCGGACCGCUGGCUCAUUCGCCACCGGAUAAAUGGCUGCAGCUGUCGUACAGUAGCAAACUGCCAAAUGCCGUGAGGUUCACAGUUGGCGACUCCUUUGAAUUUGUAUUUACAGAGCCUGUGAAGCGUCUCUGAGGGGGGAAGACCAGACUGCUCUGUCAGAACCAUUGAGACUUUGACCUGGCAACACAAUUGAGGACCAGCAAAGGAGAGGAGAUGCAGAGAAGAUCUUGAGCGGGCUGUUAGGAUGGCUGCAGCUGGACAGAAGUAUAGCCGCUAUACACUGAGAAAUGAUCUAUGUUUACCGACAUCAAUGCUGCUCCAGGGCCCGUUUUAACAAUGCCUCACUUGGUCCUCUCGAAUAACUUAAGGCCCACGCUGAAAAAGGCCCUUUGUUGGGAUUUACAAUCGCUGUCCACAACCCCUUGUCUCUGACCUCCCUGCUGCCAUGCGGUUAGGCCCAUGAGGCUCCAAGGGCCCUUGCUUAUGCAUCUGUGAGGCCUCCUCCUCACUCUAUGGAAGCUGAGCCCAGCCGUCCGGCUGACGGGGAGCGCUCUGGAAGACAAGAGCAGCAGCAUGCGACAGCUGAAUCCUCACCCGGGUCUUGUCCGCCGCAGCAGCCCCAGCAGCCUUCAAACCCUCGUCCCGUGCACAGAGCUUUGGGUCGACUGCAGAAUCGUCAGCCCAAACGCGCUGAUCUUCUUCGGUUACAGCAGCAAGCGGUAGCAUGGCAGCAAACGGACACCCCGGGUCCUUCAGGAGGCAGCUUUUUCACACCAGGUUCUGCAUCCACCUCAUCUCUUCCUUCUACAUCCUCCACCCAGGUUGAGCACGGUCACCGGAUCCCAUCUCAGUCAAGCCAAGAGAUUAAAGAAGGGGUUAGCUCUCCGAGAAAAGGCGAGAAGAAACCCCAAAAACCAGGGAAAUAUGUAUGCACUUACUGCGGCCGUCCAUGUGCCAAGCCAAGUGUUCUUCAGAAACACAUUCGCUCCCAUACAGGAGAAAGACCUUAUCCGUGUGCCCCUUGUGGUUUUUCUUUCAAGACCAAGAGUAACCUGUACAAGCACCGCAAGUCCCAUGCCCAUCGCAUUAAAGCAGGUCUCAUGUCCAGUCGGGAUGAGCCCAGUUUAAGCGGACCAGACUGCAGCGGUAUCGGAGAGGAACCCGAGGAGCCCACUGAGGGAGAAAGCACAGAGUCAGAAGAUGAGACGGGCCAACACAGAAAAUCGUCAAAGGAGAUUUUGGCACGGCAGAAGAAAGGUGGCAAGGAGCUGCUCGGGGGGUCAGAAGAAAGCCAAAGGCCUGAGGAUUCUCAGGCUGUCAAGCAAAGGUUGGCACUGAGGCUUAGUGAAAGAAAACGCGGACCCAUGGCUUCUCCUGAUGAUGCUCCUUCAUCUCUUUCCACCUCGUCUUCAUCUCUCGGCCCUGGCAGUAAAGGCAGCACAGAGUCUGGUUAUUUUUCUGGAUCUGGCAGCACUGACCUCUCCCAAGUUAGUCCUCCGAGCGCCAGUGCCAAAACCUAUGCAGAAAUCAUUCUUGGGAAAUAUGGAAGGUUGGGAGGGCAGCAGCGGAGUCCGCAUCCUCAGCAUUCUCAUUCUCCGCUUUCUGCAUUAUCUGGGACAGAAGAUAAGAGUAUUUCUUUUACUGUACCCAAAACCCAAGUCAUUGAACACAUCACAAAGCUCAUCACUAUCAAUGAAGCAGUGGUAGAUACCAGUGAGAUUGACAGCGUUAAGCCUCGACGCUCGUCUCUGUCAAGGAAAAGUAGCUUCGAGUCGCCCAAAUCAGCCGCCCAAAAAGACCCCUACACAUUUGAUCCAAAGGGAGAAGCCCCAGGUCCCAGCGGUUUGAGCCACUCCCACGAUCCUGAAACAGAUCGAUCAGCUACCCAAACAUUGUCAACGGCGCCCUUGCUCAGAAGUCGCUCGAUGCCAUCAUCUACGAGCCAGCAAGAGUUAUCGGUGUCUGGAAACAGAUCCGCCAGAGGUUAUCGUCUCUGCCAGUCUUUUGACGAGCAGCAAGCCGCGGCAGCAGAGAUUAACGUUGUUCAUGCCCACCGUAUGUUGAGGCGCCAACCUGCCAUCGAGGUUCCCUUGGGAGCCGAGCUUAUGCUGGAGGACACUCCCCCCGAGUCCUCUUCUUCAGCCAAAGUCACAGACGGAGCCAGACAGCCACAGCAACAACCACCGCAAAGCACUAUGAGCCCAUUUGAAUGCAAAGUAUGCGGGACAUGUUUCCAGCAUAGUGACAACUACAGGGCUCAUACAGGCGUCUGCGCGGGGCAGAAAACACUGGAACAGGACAGCGGCAACGCGAGUAAGACCUGCAGAGAGGAUCGCCCCCAGAUGAUGAUGCACUAUAAAUUCCGAGCACUGGCUAUGGCUGUGAGAAAGAGGAGGAAAGAGGAAAGUAUAGAAGAGGAUCUUCCAAGCCCCGGUUCCGUAGCCGUGUCAGGGGGUUCUGCAGGCCUCAUUGCAGUGGCAAGCCAAGGACACAGCCAGACACUCUCAGGUGCUUCUGUAGAGACGGAGUCAGGACAACAGCAGCAAGACAGAAAAGGCGUGUCCGUCAUCCAACACACAAGCUCCUUCGAAAAGCAGGAGACAUCCAUGGAAAGCGGCGGCGCAUCAGACGUCAAGGAGGCUCACCAAGCACAACAGCCUCAUCCAAAACCAUCACCCUCUACAUCACGCCUCAUCCGCCAGCACAACAUCCAAGUUCCGGAGAUCCUUGUUACAGUGGAACCUGAUGCUGACAUGACGUCUGUGUCACCACCAGCGACAGCAUCCUCCUCUAAGGAGGUAGAAAAAGUGGAGGAGUUCCAGUGGCCCCAACGUAGCCAGACUCUGGCCCAACUCCCUGCGGAGAAACUACCCCCAAAGAAGAAAAGACUCCGCUUAGCCGAGGCAGCGCAGUCCUCAGGGGAGUCCAGCUUUGAAUCCGUGUCCCUACCACGCAGCCCCAGUCAAGAGAGCAGCAUGUCCCACACAUCCAGUCUUUCCGCUUCUUUUGAAGAUCCAACAAGGACAGAGCUCGGAGUCUGGGGGUCCAGUAGCCAAAGCACCCAAAUGUUAACGGUGCCAUCCACCUCGCACCAACACAACCAAAGCCACAAGGAGAUGAGGCGUUCGGCUUCGGAGCAGGCCCCUCAGAAAACAGAACAGGUCUCCGAAAUCCGAAGUAAAUCUUUCGACUUGGGUUCAUUGUCAUCUCAGCAGUCGGCGUCGUCGUGGAAGGAACGGAGGAAGUGUCUCCUCGUGAAGCAUGCUACCUUAGGAGACCCCGAGCAAGAAGACGGGGCCGGCUUGAGUCAGCCAUCCAGAGAAGACAGUCCAAAGCCUGGACCUUCUCAUUCGAGCCACCCUUUGGUCUACUCCAGCUCCCCCUUCAACCCAGACGACACCGAGAAUGUCUUACAAAUCCUGUCUCGAGAUGUUCUUCCUCCACAUCCAACAUUCCUACCAAGAUCCACAGCUCCACGGUUUCUUAGCAGAAGCUUUUUACAUUCACAAACCACUCCACCUGUACACGCAAUGCAGAUCCACAUGGCCGAACAGAUGGGUAUACCGCUCCAUCAACUUCCUGUCCAAUUUCCCUCCAUAACUACUGCUAGCCAGGCUCUGUAUUUGCCUUCCCCUCCGUUACAUUCCACACAUGCUGUUUUACCUGCGUCGUUUGCUCUUACCCAGCAGUCCCUUGUUCCAAUUUCUUACCCCUACCCACGCCCUGUCAUUGCCACUUGUGUGGCACAGCUCACACCAGCCGUGUCCCUUGUGGUGCCAGUCCGCCUCCAAACCCAUAUACCCACCUACGCCCGUGCCAUGUACACCACCUUGUCCCAGAUUCUCACCUCCGCUUGUCCACAGGAGCCCAUUUUUUGCACAGCCAUGACAGUCAUGGGCCAAGUAGAACGAAGCAUGUUACAGAGGUCUUAUCUGAAGGUCCCCACACCAGACGUGAAGAGCAUACUUCCGUUGUCUCUUCCCGGAGAGGGGACAUCAGUUGAGGAAUACGGUCCACUCGGCGCCGGUGGGAGUAAACGCAUGCUGUCACCUGCAGCGAGUCUGGAGCUCAGUACUGAGGCUCAGCGUCACCAGAAACGGGUGAAGGAGGAAGAGGAAGGGGAGCAACACAAGUCUGGAGAAGAUUCGGACGAUGUAGAGGGCAAGGGACGCAGAGAUGGAGGAGGUAAAGCGGAAGAGAAAAAAGAACUGCUUGAGGUAGCGACUGUAAAAGAAGAGGGGAAGAAACAGGAGAAAAAACAGGGAGAAGAAUCGACUAGCAGAAGUCAAAAGCAGGAGGAGCCUCCUGUGGAGGAGAAGAAACUCGAGCGACCAAACACCCGUUCGUACCCCAACCUCCACACAUCCACCUCUGUCAACUGGUGCUAUCUGAACUAUGUCAAACCCAACCCGACCGCACAGAGGGACCCCAACACCUCCGUUUAUUCCACCUGGAGCGUCAGUGGACACAACCCGAACUUACCAGGCCUCAGCACGAAGGUGGCGUUGUCUCUGCUGUGCUCCAAACAGAAGCACUGCUCCGAGACGUACACCAUCGCCAUGGCUCCGAAUCCAUCCAAAAUCAAAAAGCCCCCUUCAAGUAGCAGCGCUCCACGAGUGUCAGAGGUCCAUCCCAUUACGACCAGUUCCUCCACCGAUGUCACAGAUCACCAGCAUGAAAAGGAGGACAAUAAGGAGACCAGAGAAAAGGAGGCACCUUCCACCUCAAAACACAGCGAAACAUCUCGUGUCCGCAUUUUUGAAGGAGGGUAUAAGUCAAACGAAGAGUAUAUUUACGUUCGAGGGCGUGGCAGAGGAAAAUACAUAUGUGGGGAGUGCGGCAUCCGCUGUAAGAAGCCCAGCAUGCUGAAGAAGCACAUCCGAACACACACUGAUGUCCGUCCAUACAUUUGCAAACACUGCAACUUUGCCUUCAAAACCAAAGGGAACCUUACCAAACACAUGAAGUCAAAAGCUCAUGGGAAAAAGUGCCAGGCAAUGGGAGUAUCUGAACCAUCCACGGAUGAGCCAGAGAGUGAGGAAACAGGGGGGCGCGAGGAGCGUGCCUGUUACUCAGAGGAGCAGGAAGAACACCAGUUUUCCAACGUCGAGGAGUCUGAGGACGAAGACGACAAUGAUGAUGACGAUGACGAAGACGAGGAAGAGGAAUCACAUGAUGACCCUCCUUCCUCUUGUUCAUCCGACACCCAUGUAUCGACAGGGGGUCGUUCCAAAUGCAGCGGGCGCUCUCGGCAGUGUACUCCAGAGCCCGAGCGUGCAGGCCCAAGUCCCAGCCCCGGCUUGGAGUCCCCCCUACGGGGGACUUGGCACAGUCGACGUGCUGCCUCACCGGGCAGCAGGAGAGCACUGUUCUCCCGACGGAGCUGGAAGGCAUCACCGAGAACCUUCUCCCCCAGCAGUGAGAGCUGUUCCCCCAGUCAGAGUCUCUCCCCGCGCCUGGAGAUGUCCUCACCCGUCCACAGCCUCUCCCCGAGGACAGAGCUACCCUCACCCAGCCGACAAGUGUCACCGUCCCCUGAAAGAGGACCCUCUCCCGUCAGACCCAUCUCUCCUCUCCGUCCCAUCUUGUCGGGCUGCUACAGGUUAUCACAAGCGAGGAUGCCACCCUUGCCGGUUGGAGUGCAGCAGAGGACGCUUGGAUAUCUUCCCUGGGAACACCUCGGUACAAAGGGUAGCUACGUGAAAGUGGACAGAAGUGGUACUGCAGGGCAAGGGCAGCUAUUGUCAGACGCCUUGUUUCCGCCUGCUUUUCGUCUCUCCACGUGUGAAGGUUACCCCGGCCACCAAGCAGCAGCAGCAGACAACAUCUUCAGCCAUCUUCCCAUGCACUCCCAGCAAGCCAAGGUUCCCUAUCUGAUGAUUCCCAUCGGAGGAAUUCAAAUGGUACAAGCCAGGCCACGGUCCAAUCCUUCCACCCCCUUGUCCCCCAUGUCUCCUUCUAUGGAGGGGCCCUCACCGGCCAGGUUUGACUUAUUCUGGGGCGGGACCCCAGGACCUCAAGGGAGAAGGACUCCUGGAAGUGACUGGUCAGACUUCCAAACAGCAGGAGCCAGCCAGUCAGGACAGAGCGGCGUCGGCGCACGAGCGCUGACUUCCAAACUGGAAUUAGAGACGACAGACUCAAAGCAAUAUGGCAGCUCACAAAGCUCCGCCCACACAUGUCGGCCCGCUAUUGAGACGAGCGAGCGUUGCGUGAAAGACGGACGCCCCGAGUCGUCGUUCAGCUCCCUGCGGCUGAUUGGACAGCAGCCAGACGGGGAGGAGCCACCUUGUGGGCGUGAGCAGGCGGAAGCAGGAAGUAGAGUAGACGCGGCGAGAAGACACCAGAGCACCUAAUAGCGUCGAUUACUUUGAUGCAUCUCCAAGUUUGCUUUAUCAGUCGUGAGACAAUUUGCUUUCUUUUUUUAUACCAUUUUCAAAACUUAACUUAAAUGUUUGGCAAUAUUCAGGUUUGUCAUUUAAAAAAAUGCACUUUUUUUCUUUGUGAAAUAAUGUUUCUGUAAAUGUAUAUAUGAAAAUUAUAUAUAAAUAUAAAGUUCCUGUAUCUGUAUUGAUACCGGUAAUCUUACUGUCUGUUUAAAUAUGCGUCAAGGUAAUAUGAGCAUUUGUAAAUGACCAAAAUCUUUAAUCAUGAAUUACAUUUUUCUUUAUUAAGUUGUUUUUUUCCAGUAUUACUCCAAUUGUAGUUACUUGUGCCUUUUCUGUCCGGGUUUGUGUUUUGAGCUGUAUAGUACAGAUAGAACAUGAGAAGGCUGUGAAAACUUUAUAUUGGAAUUUUGUGUCAUUACGGAAGAUUUAUAUUUGGUGUUUUUUGUUUUUGUUCUUAAUACUGUUGCUUUAAUUCCAGGGUAACCAAGCGUCACAUUGAUGAUAUAUUGAAGGAGCAGCAGAAAGCCGUCAAAGGAAAUGCACUGAAGUUCUAUUUUUUAUUGUAAGAGACUUUUGGAUGAGGUAUGUCUUUACAGGGACGAGCGCUCCUUAUUUAUUGCUAUUUGAUGACAAUGGUCGUUGUUGUUUUAUUUUGUACUCUUUGUUAUUGGAGAAAAACAUGUUUUCUUUUCUUACUAUUUUUCAUGAUGUCCAUGUGAUUUGAACUGGUGAACAAAAAUGAGGGAUUGACUGGUACCGACGGAUCAAGUGCCCUGCAAAUUUCUCACACAACCAAAUUUGCAGUCAUUGGGGAAAAAAAAUAAAACAAAAAAAAACAU